Messenger RNA from Cordyceps fumosorosea ARSEF 2679, 555 nucleotides. RefSeq names its product Increased loss of mitochondrial DNA protein 1. Bases 1 to 555 code for a protein of 184 amino acids. The transcript is spliced from 3 exons. NCBI's taxonomy places the organism in Eukaryota, Fungi, Ascomycota, Sordariomycetes, Hypocreales, Cordycipitaceae. The record is from RefSeq and is a predicted model, not a curated record.
AUGGCGCUCAUCGCUGGCAAGACCAUCAUCACCUCGAUAUCUCUGUUUCACCUCACCAUGGCCUAUUUCAUGCUCUUCAACCCGCGUACCGUCGACGACCAGAUCCUCGUCUACAUUCUCGGGCGCAGCAUGGGACUGCCACCCGCUCGUGGACUUGAUUCGCCAUCCCCGGCGCUCGCCUUUCUCGCCGUCGUCCUCGCCCUGCUGGGCCUGAGCGACCUCGUCUCCCUCUCCAUGCCCGAGGAGCUGGGCGCGCUCUACUACUGGGGCACACAAGCGCCCGUACGGUUCAUGGUUUCCAUGGGCCUCGUCUUUUACAGCUACACCUUUGGCCCGACCGGCCCCCUCGGCGCGUAUACGACUGGCACCAGUCGCAAACCCGGCUUCUUUGGCGGCGGCGGCGGCUCAGCGACCGACGGGCUCAAAAACCGCGUCAUCUUUACCUUUGUCUUCAUCGAGAUGGUCGCCUGGUUCUGGCUCUGGGUGACGCUACGCGAGGAGCGCGUGGGUGUUGUCGACCGCCUGCGCAAGCAGCAGGAGCGCAACGCCCGAUAA